AUGAAGUCAAAUCUAAUAGUCAGGAGAACAUUGACAUUAUUCGCUGGUGACAGCACUGUAGCAAACCCCAAAUCUCUACCCUACCUGCCUUGCUUCAACGCUCUAAACCAAUUACAGCCAACCAUCUUACUGUAUUCCACGCAAAUAGCUGCGCGUGGUGAUGGAAUUGGUAGAAGGAUCCCAUGGAAAGAGGGGUCAGCUACUUCGGGAAACUGUGUUGUUGGAAGAGGGAAAACCACCAGGAGAAUAAAACCAAUUGCUUCUCUUUCCUUGAUUAAUACAGCUGGAAUCGCAGACUUGUGUUUGGAAGGUUUUAUAGAAAACCGGAGUUCAGAUUAUCAAUUUACCAAUAAUGCUGGAAUACUUGAUUUAGAAGGGAAGGUCCAUGAACUGCAUCGGGUUCACAAAACGCAAAUGGACAUAAUGAAUGAAGUCCGAAGCAAAGAAUCGGUCAUAUGCCUUGAUCGCAUAGGAACAUCGCAAUCAAAUCCUUUUGCCUUUCCACCUGAAGAGGAACACAGGAGGUGGCAUAAUUCCAGUUUGCCUUUGGUGGCUAUGAAUUGUCAUAUACCAUCUGCUUCAGGUGCUGACAGUGCCCAAUCACAUUUUAGUUCCAUUAAUGUGCAGAACACGCAAUCAGGAUGUGGUUCUACACAUGAUGGCUCCAGGAUUAAGGAUGAUGUAUCUCUUGAAUACAAGCACAAGAAGCUUCAGCGGAGAUUGUUUGACCUUGAACUGCCAGCUGAGAAAUACAUAAAUGAUGAAGAGGAAGGACAGGGAGCAUUUGGAGGGUCAGGGGUGGAAACUCACACUCCGAAUUGGAAUUGUGAGGUUACUUAUGAGAAAAAUGGCCAUAUGUCCACCCCAAGUAGUGUGUACUCUGGCUGCAAUGGUGAUGCUUUUAGUUCCAAUAUGCACUUAAGGAGGAACCAGGGUUUUACAGAUUUGAAUGAGCCUUUCAAGGUUGAGGGAGCAUAUGUUACAACUUCUUUUGAUACUCCAGGCAAGGUUACCCACGCUAAAGAGGAGAUACAAGGGCAGGAUUUAUCUGCAAAUUCAUGCUCGGGCUUCCAAUGUAAAGGUUCUCAAAGACCCUUUAAAGUAAAGAAUGAGGGAAUUGGCCAAUGCAAUCUGCAUUUAGAUAAUGAAUGGGGAAAGAGAGGCAGACCACCUCUUAACUUUAAUGCUGGCCAAACAAGCACCAGAACUCUCAGUAGAAGUUUUUAUGGAGAAUAUUUGCCUACACAAAGUGAAUCAUCGCAUGUUGGCUGCACGAAAGCCCAUGCACCUGAUCAGAGUAAACCGGAACAAUUAAGAAAGAAGACAAUUUUUGGUGUAGAAAUCUGUGACAGAAAUCAUGAUGCAUCUGUUAUGACUUCAGAUAAAUUUCUGCAGCCACUUGCUCCUCAAUCUAAUGUAGUCAAUUCCGAUUCAUCCUCCAUUUCAUCUUGGAAGAAGCCUCCAGGUAGCUUGAGACAGAAUGCAAUAUUUGUUCAGGGAAACCCUUGCUUUAAUACCUUACCUGAAUCAAAUAAGAGUUCAGCAGCAUUGAUGCAUUGCCGUGAAGUUUCUACAGAUAGGUCGAUUGUUAAAGAAAAAGUGGAUUUUGUUUCAAGUCCAGGAGUUGAAUUGUCCCAUAAAAAUGACCUCUCUGUUGUUUCUCAGUUGCAGUCCAAGGAAUCACAAGUUUACCAUGCAUUGGCUGGUCACUCGAAUGAACACAGUGCUAGUAAUUCUGCUUCUGAACUGGUUCCUCCACGUAGUUCUCUAAAUAACCUUAGGGUUUCAGGCUGGCUGGAGAAUAUAAAAUCUGCAGAGGAAGUAAACCUCAAUACAGUACUUCCAAAAAGUCAUCCAAAUGAAGCAGUUUCUGAUUCAAAUCUUAUUUCCAUUGGUAUUCAAAGGAAGGAAGAAACUCCACUAGGAGGGUUGUCUUGGCUGAGAACUAUUUCACUUUGUAAUGGAAAAUCUCCUGGUGAAAUCUCUGACUCUCAUCAGGUGAAUUCGGAUUCCAUGGAAAGAAAAUAUACUGAGCAGUUUGCUUGCAAUUCUGGAAUAAUGAAGAGCCUCUGUCAAAACUUUGUUCAGGAUUCAUCAUCAGCAACAAAUGUGCAUGAUGCUGAAGACAGAAGAAUAGGAGGUGACUGUUCAAGCAAUAGGAAGAUUCUUGGCGUUCCCAUUUUUGAAAAGCACUUGUCCAAAGACCUGCCGUCUGCAAUCUCUGGCGUGAAGCCUAGUUGUUGUGUUUCAGAGACUAAUGGUGCUAACCCUAUUAAAGGUGGGUUACUUCAUACUGAUCUGAAUCAGGAUCCUAUUGAAUCUGAAUCUGUGGAGAUCCAAAACAUGAAGAGUUUAAAUGCGGAUGGACUUUCAGUUGAUUGUAGUGCUAGUUUAAGACAUCAAAUUGAUUUGAAUGUGAGAGUGACUGAAGAAGAGGCUCAAGCAAAUCAUUGUUCUUUGAGAACCAAGGCUGAGAUUGCAAUUGAGAUAGAUUUGGAGGUGCCGGUUGUCCUUCAAAAUGAAAUAGACAUCAUGUCUGGAGGUGAAUUUCUAGAAAGCAAAGUUGAAGAACCAUUUCAGCCAGUAACAGAUGAAUCCAGGGACUUUCAUGAAGGCUUUUUAAUGGCUGGAGCUGAGGCUUUAGUUGCCAUCUCAUCUUCUGGUGUGCACAAGUUCCAAGAUGAUGCUUCGUGCCAUGAAUUGGAAGCUGAAGUGAACGAUUCACUUCAGUGGUUCGCAGAGAUAAUUUCUUCUUACGAGGGUUACGUUGAGAAUGAGAUUGGAUCAUUUUCAGUGCAUGAGAAUUGUACUGAUUGUGAAGAUCCGAAACCAGUUGAAGUUGAUUUUUUUGAGUAUAUGACCUUAAAUUUAACUGAAACCAUGGUAGAAGGGCAUAAUUACGAGCCUAUGGUUUUGGACAACACAAAAGACGAAACAUCAUUGCCAAGACGUCCUCGGAGAGGUCAGGCGAGGAGAGGAAGGCAGCGGAAGGACUUUCAAAGAGAUGUACUUCCGGGUCUCAUCUCUUUGUCUAGGAAUGCUGUGACUGAGGAUCUUCAGUUGUUUGAAGGGCUCAUCACAGCAACUGGUGGCACUUGGCAGUCAGGUUUGUCACAGAGAAAUUCUCCUAAGAGAAAGGCAGGAAGGGGGAGAAAGCGUACAGCCGAUUCUGCUGCCUCUCCCACUGUAACUGCAGUGAGUCCACCACAAGCUCAGCAACCUAAUUGUGGAGAGCUGGGACUUGAGUUUCCUGAUUUGGAAGAGAAAUCGAGUAGUUAUGCUUUCUUGGUGGGUUCGUCACUGACUGAUAUUAGUGACGCAUGUAAAGUGUUUGAUGAAAUUACUAAGAGAGAUGUUGUUCUGGAUAUGUCUGUAUAUUACCUGUACUUACGAGGCUUCUAUGCUUCCAAUAUGCAGCAAGAGAAACGGGAUUCUGAGCAGCUGACUCCAGUGAGCUUACUCAAGGCAGCAGCUCGGUUACAAGCACUGCAAGAGGGUUUGCUGAUCCUUGGUGAUGCUAUCGGAAGAGGGCUGGUUAACUUCGGCCUUAGCCAACUACAGGCAACACUACCCACCUUCCUUCCACCACCUCUGCACCCAUACAAAUCUCAUAUUGAACUGCAUUGGGCCCUUUUGCCUCCACGGUGUGACUACUUAGAUAUAUGUGGAGAGCUCGAGUUCAUGGAGAGAAUGAAGGUGAAGAGGGCAGUGAAUACUGGUUCUUUUGUGGUUUCUACAUUUUUGAGAAUGCCUAAUGUGGAGAGGUUGCAGGAGCUGAGGCGGUCAAGACCCGAAAGAGCAAGGCAAGUAGGGCAGAAGCUAAAUUGUGCAAAUCCUGCUCAUAGCUAA
Molecule: messenger RNA, 3849 nt
Organism: Dovyalis caffra
Lineage: Eukaryota; Viridiplantae; Streptophyta; Magnoliopsida; Malpighiales; Salicaceae
Source: the annotation of a GenBank genome assembly